Molecule: messenger RNA, 1149 nt
Organism: Symbiodinium sp. CCMP2592
Lineage: Eukaryota; Dinophyceae; Suessiales; Symbiodiniaceae
Source: the annotation of a GenBank genome assembly
AUGGUUCCAUUUGGGAUUGAGAACAUCCAUCGCAGCCCUAGCUUGCAGGUUGGGAACAUGGAACCACGCCGGCUUCCCGGGCCGCCGGAUCUAGAUCUCCCCUCAACAUCGAAGGAAACGGAAACGGCCGCAGCGUCGGCCGCAGGAACAUCGACCGGGACAGCAUCGGCAGAACCCUGGAGCAAGGCAUCUUCGACUGGCGUGGAAACGAUCCUGAACGUGCCACCAAAGGAUUUGCCUCCUUCCUGGCUACCCCAAUACAACUCAGGAGACCAACGAAGCGGAUCCUUCGUACUGCACGACUUCGACACCAGAAAGGAAAUGAACAAACCGAAGUUUACAAGCUGGCUCCGAAUGCAGCUCGUGGCCGUGCAUCCUGACGUGUUGGCUCACAACACUUCGGCCAGCGUAAUGACGGCAAAGCAGUUGAGUGCAUUUAUCUACAUGUCCAAUCACUUCCAGCGCUUGACUGCCAAAGCGCAGCCAAGAGCAGAGGGUCUCGGCUCGCUAGCCAGGCCAAGCCGCAGUCAACACGACAUCAUUGGUUGCUGCAGCCGCAACACCAACAUGGACCUGGCGCCCUGCGCGUUUGGCGUGUGGAACACCGCCGCCGCCAUGCACUCCGCUCGGCGGGCACUGUCCCCGAACAGCGAUGAACUACGGCGAAGCGUCGACAAUGCGUGGCAGGACCUUCACGCGGUUGUGCUGGCCGCCUACCGAGUUCUUCGCGUCGGUCCUGCUGUCUCGCUACAAACAUUAGCAUUCUCCGCCGACGUGCUCAGCACGCUUUUGCACACUCCCGAAGAUCAAUUGCAAGUCGGCGACGAGCGCAUCCUGGACGUGGAAGAAUGCAUCCGCCGUGCCGACCUGGAAGCGGCGGUGUCCCUCGGCAGAAACUUGCCUUUCGACGUAAAAGCCACAAUGGCCUGGGGGUCAUUGAAAGAUGCCACUUCGCGUCUGUUGCUUCUGGCUCUUCCUCGUUGUCUCACACUGCUUAGAUACAUCUGCGAGAAGACGCAGAACCCGACCGUUCUGGAUUUUUGUUACGACCUCUCCGUUCUUCUGGACGAUCUCUUGCUUCUCGUUCAAGGACUCUUCCAGCGACAGAAGAUGGUGGGCCGAACGUCCUCGCCGAUCGCCAACGAGUGA